CACAUGCAUACAUGGACCGGUGUUUUUGGUUUCCAACCUCUUGAGGAAUCAGACAAAAAAGAAAUGAAGUCUAUAAACAUGUUAGUGUUUCCCGGUACAGAUAUGUUACAGAAGCGUCUUGUGAAGCAAGAAGCCGUGGAUGGAAAAAUUGUUGCCAACUCAGGUGCGAAGAACGUUGAAUUGAAAGAAAAUCAUCCACCACCUGAUUUGAUAGAAAAGUCUGACAUGGAGUCCUCUUCCAAGCAUCAUUGCCACAGUCGUGAUGAUACUGGAGUGCACCAUGUGAAUAGGAUCAACGAAAAAGUUGCUAAGGAUUCUGGUUCACAAGCCCCAAGUGUUCUUUUGUAUGAUGGAACUGUAAUGGUUAGUUCUUUGAAUAGUUCUAGUGAAUCUAAACAUUUCUCUAGCAAGGAGGCUACAUCCUGCUCUGCCAUUCUUGAAAUGGAACACACUCCUCUGGUGAAAGAUAAUAUUCAGUCUUCUGCAGCAGUUGUCAUGGGUGAUGCUCACGAAGUAAAUGCCAAAACUCCUUUUGUUGAAUCUGUUCUUGAUUCUGUAAGCGGAACUUCUGCGAGGAGUGUAGCUGAGGAGGCCAAUGGAAAUCAGAAUCCUGUUUCUGUUUCUACAAUUUGUGCCACUCAUGAGAGUACCCUGCAAUCUACCUUUGAGCUGAAUCAAGACAGUACAGUUGAAAUGGAAAGCAAGUUGCAUGUGACUUCAGAGGUUGGUUCUAAUGCAGAAGUUACACCUGGUGAAGGUAAUAUUCAGUCUUUUGUGAAGGGUUCUGAGGGUGAUGCUCAUGAAGUGAAUGUGAAAGAUGCUUCUGUUGAACCAGUAUUCAAAGCAUUGUUAGAAACUUCUGUGCAGAGUACUACAGAAAAGUCUGCAGGACUUGUUUCUGAUGUUGAAGUUGCUACUGAUGCAAAAGCUGCUCCAAUUGAAGGGAUGUUUCUGCACAGAGUAGUACUGAAGAAAUUGAAGAAUACCAUUAUCUUGUGUGCUCACCACCUUUGGUUUACUUGA
This is a messenger RNA of Ilex paraguariensis (yerba mate), 1023 nucleotides long. The record is from the annotation of a GenBank genome assembly. NCBI's taxonomy places the organism in Eukaryota, Viridiplantae, Streptophyta, Magnoliopsida, Aquifoliales, Aquifoliaceae.